This is a messenger RNA of Acromyrmex echinatior (Panamanian leafcutter ant), 2129 nucleotides long. It is a transcript of the gene Ppat-Dpck, whose product is annotated as Bifunctional Phosphopantetheine adenylyltransferase - Dephospho-CoA kinase. The record is from RefSeq and is a predicted model, not a curated record. Gene Ontology annotation, biological process: coenzyme A biosynthetic process. Gene Ontology annotation, molecular function: ATP binding; dephospho-CoA kinase activity. NCBI's taxonomy places the organism in Eukaryota, Metazoa, Arthropoda, Insecta, Hymenoptera, Formicidae.
GAAUGCACUUCAUUAAUAAAAGAAGAAUUCGUCACUUCUGCUAUAUUGACACGUGUAUCCAAUCAUUCCGGAAAAUGGACCAAUAAAAAUCGAGGAGAAGAAAAAGUCAUUCCUACUGAUUCUAUUCAACUGUUUGAUAAAUAAAAUUAUUUCAAAAGUUUACGUAAAUUUACGCUUAAUAUUUGCGCAUAUUAGAACUAAUUAGAACUAUGAUUAACGUCUAGAUCUAGACUAUUGUAUCUUCUAGUAAUAAUUGCUAUAUCAUAAAAUACUACCCUGAAACUAACAUCAGGUUUGGAAAAAAAUUAAUUGUGAUUUGUUCAUUAUUCACUAAGAUUAAUGAAUUAAUCGUGAAUUGAAAUAUUAGAAAAGUGCAUUUUAGAAAUAAAAAUAAUCUUAAUACAUCUGUUCCGAUAUGGCAAAUACUGGUCUAUUAGUUCUAACAAAUCCUGCAAAAAUGAAAGGAUUGCUGUUUGUAAUCCAGAAAUAUGUUUUAGAGACAUUGUACAUUCAAUAUCUUCCAGGAAAGAAUAUUUUUGCAGGAAAUUAUAAGCCUACAACUUUGCAACAAAGAGAUCCUGAAUAUUCUAAGAAGAUCAUUGACAUAUACAAAAGUACUUCUACAAUUUCUUCUUGUAUUGAUAUUCGUGUUUUACUCACCAACUUGAAAUAUCCCAAUAGAUCUAUUAUAAAUACCAAAAAACCUGUAGAAGUAGUGAUUUUUGAUCAAAAGUGCAGUAAAGAAGAGGCAGAUACAUUCAUACAGGGCCAUUUAGCAAACAAGUCGCUGAAUUACCACUUUGUUAACUACAUAUGUAGUACAAAUCUGAACUGUUGUAAAAAUGUAGAAUGUGAUGUUCAGAAAAUGAAAACUUACAAGAAUGUAAUACUAGGUGGUACAUUUGAUCGAUUGCACAAUGGUCAUAAGAUUAUGUUAAGUGAGGCUGUAUUGCGUUGUACAGAAAAACUUACUGUUGGUGUGACAGAUAUUAAUAUGAUUACUGGCAAAGUGUUGUGGGAACUUAUACAAUCCUGUACACAAAGAAUAACAAAAGUUGAAGAUUUUUUGGAAGAUGUAGAUUCAUCAUUAUCAUACAAUGUUGUUCCUAUUAACGACAUUUAUGGACCUACUAAAGAAGAUCCAACAUUAGAGAUGAUAGUUGUAAGUGAAGAAACAAAACGUGGUGGUGAUAAAAUCAAUGAAUUACGUUUGCAAAAAGAUUUAAACAAAUUGGAUAUGCAUGUAGUAGAGUUAGCAGGUGAUGAGGAUCAUGAAGAACAUGAAGAGGCCAAAAUUAGUUCUAGUAAUCGCAGAAUGCGAUUACUUGGCACAAGGCUUAAAGAUCCUAGUGAAAGUAAAAUCUUAAGACCUAGAAUCUUAAGACCUUACGUCAUUGGUUUAACGGGUGGUAUUGCAAGUGGAAAAUCUUCAGUUGCUGAAAAAUUGCAACAACUCGGCGCUGGUCUUGUAAAUUGUGAUAAAUUAGCUCAUAACUUGUAUUUACCAGGGACAGAUUGCUUUCAUAAAAUAAUUGAACAUUUUGGUUCUUUUAUUCUCGACUCAGAUGGAUUUAUAAAUAGAAAGUUGCUUGGUGACAUUGUGUUUAAUAAUAAGGAACAAUUAGAAAAGUUGAACAAAUUAAUUUGGCCUUUAAUUCUGCAAGAAGCUAAAAAAGAAAUAGAAAAUCUUUUUUACAAGCAUCGUAAUAUUAUUGUACUGGAAGCAGCAGUUUUAAUUCAAGCUGAAUGGCAAAAUGAAUGCAGCGAAAUUUGGACUUGUAUUAUACCACAAAAUGAGGCUAUAAAACGAAUUAUGAAUAGAAAUGGAUUAUCUGAAGAAGCAGCAAAAUUACGAAUUAACACGCAACCAAGUACCAUGGAGCAAGUUAAGGAAGCCAAUGUUGUUAUAUGUACUUUGUGGAGUUAUGAAAGAACCUUAGUACAAGUAGAAAGAGCAUGGAAAGAACUAACACAAGAUUUAAACAAAUUACAGGCUUUUUGAUAAAUAACAUUUACUUAUUCUCUGAUAUACAAUUUAUAAUUCGGAUAUUGAUGCGCAAUGAUGAGAGAAAUAUUGAUAAUUGAAUAACAGAAAUGGAUAUUAAUAAGAAUACUAUUUUUAUUAUUAC